CCUGCUGAUGGGUUCUUGAUUCUUGAACAUAAGUUACAAAGAAUUAAUGGAGCUUGGGUUCCACCCUCCACCAUUACAAAGAAUUAAUGGAGCUUGGGUUCCACCCUCCACCAUUCACCAUUAUUGCCCUAUUCCAUCUCUCUUCCAUUCUUUUACAUGUUUGAUGAGUCAAAAAUUUGAAAAUAGAUUGGUUGACUUAUGUACAAAGCCAUUUGUCUUCAAAAUAAAUUGAACUUUUCUCCUUCUUUUUUGGGCUAAGCUUCUUUUAUUGUGUUGCUCUUAAUUGGCUCAUCCUUUAGCAGUUGUGGCUGUAUGAAGUAAGAAGACUGGAGAUCUGAGCUUUGUCUUCAUGGGGUCAUGUUUUAGUGCAGGAAUCAAAUCGGAAAGUCCUCUUCUCUAUUUUGUUUGCUUCAAUGGGAUUAGACACUUGUGCUCUGUUUGGAUGCUGAGAAAAGAUGAAGGGGUAAACCAUAAAUUUGUUAUCAAGUCAAGCAGAAAGGUCUCAUCUUCUAUUAUGCCUUCAACUCGGACAAUCGGCGAGAUUUUACAUUCACCCAAUUUGAAGAACUUUUGCUAUGAUGAACUAAAAGAAGCCACAAACUACUUCAGUAUAGAUUAUGAAUUGGGUCAAGGCUUUUCUCGUUGUGUCUUCAAACGGUGGAUUGAUGAUAAGCAUGCAUUGAAGCCUUACAGGCUUGAGACAGGCAUGGUAAAGAGUCUUUCCCCUAAGAGCUGUUGCAGUCAACAAGAAUGGUUGGCAGAAACACAGUAUUUGGGGCAGCUCUCUCAUCCAAAUCUUGCGAAAUUGAUUGGCUACUGCUUACAUGAAGAUCACCGGCUUUUGGUUUAUGAGUUUAUCCCCAAUGGAAACUUGGAGAAUCAUCUUUAUGGAAUUGGUUUUCACUGUCAACCACUUUCUUGGAAUCUCUAUAUGAAAAUUGCCCUUGGUGCUGCAAGGGGUCUAGCAUUUCUUCAUUAUGAGGCAGAUGUAACAUAUAGAGACUUUAAGGCAUCUAAAAUCUUGCUUGAUUCGAACUAUAAUGCCAAACUCUGUGAAUUUGGAUUUGCCAAGGAUGGAUCAACACAUGGUAAAUGCAAUGCCUUUGCAAGGUUCUUGGGUACUGCAGGGUAUGCAGCUCCUGAGUAUAUUAGUACAGGUCAUGUAACUACAAAAUGUGAUGUAUACAGUUUUGGGGUUGUCCUCCUUGAAAUCUUAACUGGCAGGCAAGCUAUAUGUAGAAACAAGCCAUCCGAGGACCAAGUAGCUGAGUUUGCGAAAAGCCUGGCCAGUGAAUGCAAUAUUUCCCAAGUUCCGAAUCCUGCUGUUUUAGGCAAGCAUUCAACAAACAGUACCCUAAAGGUAGCUCAGCUUGCAUGCCAAUGCGUGUUGACAAAUCCCAAGUUGAGGCCAAACAUGAAAGAAGUGGUAGAAGUCUUAGAAGAACUUCAUGACUAUGGUAAAAGUAACUGUCCAAUGAACUAUGCAAUGCAAAAGUGACUUCAUUGUAUUAGGCCAUGUUCUUAUAGAUUUACUCUUUGAUUGGAAAAUAAGGUAGUGGGGGAGAAAGUGAGGUUGGAGAAAGUUACAUAAGAGAAUAUUAUUUUCUCUCGAGUUGUUUGGACAUGAUAGAAAAGUAGGAUAGUGAAUAUGUAGUUUUUCUUCCUUCGAAAACGUGAAAGCAAAAGAGUUAUAUAUCUGUUAAAAAAGUUUUCACUUCUUACCAUGUAAUCUUACUUUUGAAACAAAGAAAUUAAGAAAGAUAAAAUCGGUAUGUAAAUAAUGAUAAGGGUUAAAUACUA
Molecule: messenger RNA, 1800 nt
Organism: Ricinus communis (castor bean)
Lineage: Eukaryota; Viridiplantae; Streptophyta; Magnoliopsida; Malpighiales; Euphorbiaceae
Product: probable serine/threonine-protein kinase PBL9
Exons: 7
Coding region: 350-1498 (382 amino acids)
Biological process (GO): protein phosphorylation
Molecular function (GO): protein kinase activity; ATP binding
Source: RefSeq, a predicted model, not a curated record